AUGGCAAACGUUGAUGUUCAGACAGCACCUGGAGCAGCUCUCGAUAUCUUCUCCAAAAAUGUUGGGCAAGUCGAGGUGAGAGAGGUCAGCCCAGAUCUUGCCGCAUCAAACCGAUACCUGGUACAAUCACCAUAUACCGAGCAAGAACAUUUGCUAGAUCUCGACACCCUCGACAAUGAGAACACCAUCCUUGCGCGCGCUCUGGGCAAAUUCCAGGCUGUUCGUGAAGAUUAUGCGACGGCACCAUACACAGAAUCUUUUAACUGGCCAGAAGUGCUGGAAGAAGUGAAACGUCUUGCUCUUGAGUCUGGCAAUAGUUUCAAAGAGACGUCGUUCUAUAUCGUGGCAUUCCGGUCAAGGAUCAAGCAAACAACCGAGUAUGCGGAUCUUGGCCGUCUCGACAAAGGGGCACAUGCUGAGGCUGUCGCAAGCGGUGGCUUUCUCAAAUACUGGUUCGGCGAACCUGAUUCAGAACUGGCCAAUUUGGCAACUUGCAUCUGGCGAUCUCGAGAAGAUGCCAAGAAGGGCGGCACAGGUCCAGCUCACCGAAAAGCUGCAGGAGCAACUCGGUCUAUGUAUGCAUUCUGGCAGAUUGAUCAGCAUCGACUCAUCAUUCGAGAUAACGUUGAAGACUGGGAAAUCAUCCCAUGGCAAGAUUCGGCAUAG
Fusarium coffeatum is the source of this 666-nucleotide messenger RNA. RefSeq lists its product as uncharacterized. The record is from RefSeq and is a predicted model, not a curated record. Bases 1 to 666 code for a protein of 221 amino acids. The transcript has 2 exons. NCBI's taxonomy places the organism in Eukaryota, Fungi, Ascomycota, Sordariomycetes, Hypocreales, Nectriaceae.